UCAGGCCAGAGCCUCCAGCCGGGAGGCUGAACUUGGACCUUCUCCGCCUCGGUGUUCCUUUACCCCCCACCCACUGCAUGUGGCUCUUGGAGAAAGCCGGUUAUAGGGUACGGACCGCAGAGGCCGGGGCGCUGCAGGCGCACCCCAGCCUGGUUCCCAAGCGCCAGGCCCGGGGCUCGCCCUCGCGCUGCAACCCUAACGUCCUCACCCCCGACCGCAUCCCACAGUUCUUCAUACCGCCUCGGCUCCGGGACCCAAAAGGCGCCGAGGGCAGGGUGGACCGCAACCCGGGCGGCCGGAACCUCCCGGUGGCCUGCUCGCUGCCGCACCUGGCGGGCCGCGAGGGCUGGGCCUUCCUGCCCGAGAGCCCGCACACGCGUCGCCGCGAGUCCUUGUUCCACGGGCCGCGCGGCCUGGCUGCAGGCCUGGCCCCGGCGCAGUCACGGCUGCACGUCUCGGCCCCUGACCUCCGCCUCUGCCGGGCCCCAGACAGCGACACGGCCUCGUCGCCGGACUCCUCGCCCUGCGGCUCCCCGCACACACCCAGGCCGCAGUCCCUGUCCCCCGACGAGGCCAGCUCGGCGGACACUAGUCCGUACGCGCCGCGCCGUGCGCCGCCGCUCUUCCACCUGGACUUCCUCUGCUGCCAACUGCGGCCGAUCAAGGACAGCGUGCUGCGCCUAGGGCCCCGCGGCGGGCAGCUGCGCCUGUCCACCGAGUACCAGGCGGGGCCCGGGAGGCUGCGGCUGCGCCUGGUGAGCGCCGAGGGGUUGCCUCGGCCGCGGACCCGCCCCGGGAGCGGUGGCGGCGGCUGCUGCGUGGUGCUGCGGCUGCAGCCGCGCGUUAGGCCGGGAGCUCAGCGGAGCCGGGUGGUCCAGGGCAGCUGCAACCCUAUCUUCAACGAAGACUUCUUCUUCGAGGGGCUGCGCCCUCCGGAUCUGGCCGUCCGCAGUCUGAGGGCCAAGGUGCUGGACAGGGGCGCGGGGCUGCGCAGGGACGUGCUGCUGGGGGAAUGUGAGACGCCCCUCAUCGCCCUGCUGCCCCCACUGGCUGGAGGUCUAGGUCCUGGGUCCUCCCUGGCACCUACUCAUCUCAGCCUGUAGACUGACAGACACCACAGCUUUCUCGGGAGGUUUCCACUGGGUCUGCAGACUUCAUCCUUGCCACCUGUCCGGCAUGUAUUUAUUUUUGUUAAUAAAACAUCAGUUUGUCUCUA
Messenger RNA from Mus caroli (Ryukyu mouse), 1216 nucleotides. RefSeq names its product C2 calcium dependent domain containing 4D (gene C2cd4d). Lineage: Eukaryota; Metazoa; Chordata; Mammalia; Rodentia; Muridae. The record is from RefSeq and is a predicted model, not a curated record.